AUGGGGCUGGCGAUCUUGAGACCUCCAGGAACGAAUGUGAAGCGGACCCGACUCCCGGACCCAGAAGGAAACAACAAGCGAGGCCCGCGACGGGCCCGUCCACGUGGAAGCCUUCGCAGGGAGAAAAGACGUCCACAUGGAGCCUCCAUCGCUGAGACCAGACUCCCGGGCCCCACUGGAGCUCCCGACGCCGAGACCCGAUUUGCGGAACCCACUGGAGAGCCCGACGCCGAGAUCCAACCUGCGGAGGACGAGUUCCGAGGACCAACCCGACGAGAGACCCGACCUGAGGUUACCGAGUCCCGAGGCCCAAUCCGAAGAGAGGCCGAGUCCCGAGACCGGCCCCAACGCGAGGGCCGACUAACCAGGGCACUACUCCGGGGUCCCUCUCGAUCGGAAGUCCGACCCUAUGGAGCAUCCAGUUCAGAGUCCCGACGCCGAGGCCCUCCCAGAUGCCCCUACUUACCUACUGAGGCAGCUCACUCCUCUUCAGGACACUUAGAACUCGAUGGAAGCAACAACUUACCUCACAAGACAGCUGUAUCCACUCCAGGUCUGACAAGAUUACCUCCCAGUCCAGGUGAAUCCACUCCAGUUCUUCCAAGCGAGGGAAAUUCCACUGAGGCAAUUAGGGUAACCACCUCCUUCGUCGCAUUAGCAACAGCCACCGAACAAACACUUAACGGAAGCUCACAGACUGAGAAUAAUGGACACCACAUGUCAGAGGCUGAGAUGCCAUCUGGUGAAAAGUCACAGGGGAACAUUGAGAAACACUUUCAAACAAGGCUGAGACGGGCAGAAUGGCACCUGGUCCAAGACCUGCGUAAGGUCAAUGAUAUAGUGGAGCCACUGCAACCCGUGGUCCCGAACCCCGCUACCAUCCUCAGUAACAUCCCGGCCAACUCCUGUAUUUUUACACUCAUAGACCUCCAGCAUGCAUUUUUUGCAAUUCCCUUAUCCCCCGAAUCGCAGUACCUGUUUGCUUUCACCUUCCAAGAUCUUUCAGAUAAAGCCUUCCAGCCAGCAGACUUAAACCUGUAUGUCGACGGCAGUUCCUCCGUUACAGAACAGGGAAUCCGCCUUUGCGGCUACGCUGUAGUAGAUGACUCCCACGUUGCGGAGUCUGCAUCUUUGCAGCCCCCAGUCUCUGCCCAAAAGGCAGAACUUUUCAUCCUUACCAGAGCCUGUGGUUUAGCCAAGGACAGAGUGAAGAGCGCAUUUACGCAGCAGGAGGGAAAUGAUGCGGAGUUGCCUAACCUGGAAAUUGGAGAGUCGAUGCUGAUACAGCACUGGGAACGACCGAAGCUGGGACCUCGGUGGAAAGGCCCCUUCCAAGUACUACUCCAGACCCCUACAGCGGUGAAACCUACCCUGAGGGACCUUGUCAAAUGCCCAACAGUCACUGAUUUUGGGCGCACAGGAAUCUGUCAGACUAAGAACAAUGCACUCUCCAUACCAGCAUCAGAGACAAACUCUGGUGAAAAGCCACAGGGGAUCAUUGAGCAACAGAUGCAAACAAGGCUGAGAAUGUCACUUGGUGAAAUGAGGAUUCUGCUGCUGAUCCUGUGUUCCCUGAGUUCCCAUCCCAGUGUGCAGGAAGGUGAGGUGACCAGGACCACCUGUUUCACCAGGGAUGUACCCAACUGCCACGAAAGCCUGGAGAUCAAGCUCAAAAACUGCGGCGGUUACUUUGUGUACUGGCUGAAACUGACACACUGCUGUGACAACAUUUAUUGUACAGACACCCAGAUAUCCACAAGGGAACAACCUAAAGGAUCAUCCACUGGAGAGCCAACCCAGGAACCGUCCUCUGUCCCAGCAGGGGAGACAUCCUCAGACCCAGCAACUUCCUCAGGGGAACCAUCCAGAGAAUCAUCCAAUGAAGAAUCCAUACAGGAGCCAUCUUCUAUCCAAACAGGAGACACGUCGUCAGACCUGAAGACUUCCCCAAGGGAACAGCCGAGAGGAUCACCAACUGGAGAGCCCACCCAGGAACCGUCCUCUGUCCCACUGAGGGAGACAUCCUCAGACCCCCAGACAUCCACAAGGGAACAACCCAAAGGAUCAUCCACUAGAGAGCCAACCCAGGAACCGUCCUCUGUCCCAGCAGGGGAGACAUCCUCAGGCCCAGACACUUCCACAAGCGAACCAUCCGGAGAAGCAUCCACACAGGAGCCAUCUUCUGUCCCAGCAGGAGACACGUCGUCAGAGCUGAAGACUUCACCAAGGGAACAGCAGAGUGGAUCACCAACUGGAGAGCCCACGCAGGAACCAUUCUCUGUCCCACUGAUGGAGACAUCCUCAGACACGGAGACUUCCACAAGGGACCAUCCCAAAGGAUCGUCAACCAGACAGCCCACCCAGGAACCAUCCUCUGUUCCAGCAGGAGAUACAUCCUCAGGCCCAGAGACUUCCACAAGGGAACCAUCCAGAGAGUCAUCCAAUCGAGGAUCCACACAGGAGCCCUCUUCUGUCCCAGCAGGGGACACGUCCUCAGACACAGAGACAUCCACAAGGGAGCAUGCCAAAGGAUCAUCAUCCAGAGAGCCCACACAGGAACCAUCCUCUGUCCCAGCAGGAGAUACAUCCUCAGACCCCCAGCCAUCCACAAGGGAACAACCUAAAGGAUCAUCCACUAGAGAGCCAACCCAGGAACCGUCCUCUGUCCCAGCAGGGGAGAUGUCCUCAGGCCCAGAGACUUCCACAAGGGAACCAUCCAGAGAAUCAUCCAAUGGAGCAUCCACACAGGAGCUGUCUUCUGUCACAGCAGCAGACACGUCCUCAGAGCUGAAGACUUCCGGAAGGGAACAGCAGAGUGGAUCACCAACUGGAGAGCCGACCCAGGAAUUUGCCUCUGUCCCAGUGAGGGAGGCAUCCUCAGACCCCCAGACACCCACAAGGGAACAACCCAAAGGAUCAUCCACUGGAGAGCCAACCCAGGAACCGUCCUCUGUCCCAGCAGGGGAGACAUCCUCAGGCCCAGAGACUUCCACAAGGGAACCAUCCAGAGAAUCAUUGAAUGGAGCAUCCACACAGGAGCAGUCUUCUGUCCCAGCAGGAGACACGUCCUCAGAGCUGAAGACUUACCCAAGGGAACAGCCGAGAGGAUCACCAACUGGAGGGCCCAGCCAGGAACUGUCCUCUGUCCCAGUGAGGGAGACAUCCUCAGACACCCAGAUAUCCACAAGGGAACAACCUAAAGGAUCAUCCACUGGAGAGCCAACCCAGGAACCGUCCUCUGUCCCAGCAGGGGAGACAUCCUCAGGCCCAGAGAUUUCCACAAAGGAACCAUCCAGCGAAUCUUCCAAUGGAGCAUCCACACAGGAGCUAUCUUCUGUCCCAGCAGGAGACAUGUCCUCAGAGCUGAAGACUUACCCAAGGGAGCAGCCGAAAGGAUCACCAAUUGGAGGGCCCAGCCAGGAACCAUCCUCUGUCCCAGUCAGCGAGACAUCCUCAGGUACCAAGUCUUGUGUCUAUCUACACUCGGACUCAACACGGGAACUGCGGGGAGCAACAACUGGUGAACCUGGUCUUGUUUUGACCACCACCGCAGCAGGGUCUGAAAGCUCAGACACGGAGACUUCCACAAGGGAACAUUCCAAAGGAUCAUCAACCGGAGAGUCCACCCAGGAACCAUCCUCUGUCCCAGCAGGAGAUACGUCCUCAGACCCCCAGACGUCCACAAGGGAACAACCUAAAGGAUCAUCCACUGGAGAGCAAAGCCAGGAACUGUCUUCUGUCUCAGCAGGGGAGUUAUCCUCAGAGCUGAAGACUUCCCCAGAGGAACAGCUCAGAGGAUCACCAACUGGAGAGCCCACUCAGGAACUGUCCACUGUCCUAGUGAGGGGCACAUCCUCAGACCCCCAGACAUCCCGAAGGGAGCAACCUAAAGGAUCAUCCACUGGAGAGCCAACCCCGGAACCGUACUCUGUCCCAGCAGGGGAGACAUCCUCAGGCCCAGAGACUCCCACAAGGGAACCAUCCAGAGAAUCAUCCAAUGGAGCAUCCACACAGGAGCCGUCUUCUGUCCCAGCAGGAGAUACGUCCUCAGAGCUGAAGACUUCCCCAAGCGAACAGCCGAGAGGAUCAUCAACUGGAGAGCCCACCCAGGAAACGUCCUCUGUCCCAGUGAGGGAGACGUCCUCAGAUCUACACUCGGGCACAACGCGGAAUCUGCGGGCAGCAACAACUGGUGAACCUGGUCUGGGUUUGACCACCACCCCUGUAGAGUCUGAAAGCUCAGACACAAAGACUUCCACCAUGGAGCAUCCCAAAGGAUCAUCAACCAGAGAGCCCACCCAGGAACCAUCUUCAGUCCCAGCAGGAGAUACAUCCUCAGACCCCCAGACAUCCCGAAGGGAGCAACCUAAAGGAUCAUCCACUGGAGAGCCAACCCUGGAACCGUACUCUGUCCCAGCAGGGGAGACAUCCUCAGGCCCAGAGACUUCCUCAAGGGAACCAUCCAGAGAAUCAUCCAAUGGAGCAUCCACACAGGAGCCGUCUUCUGUCACAGCAGCAGACACGUCCUCAGGGCUGAAGACUUCCCGAAAUGAACAGCAGAGUGAAUCACCAACUGGAGAGCCCACCCAGGAAUUUGCCUCUGUCCCAGUGAGGGAGGCAUCCUCAGACACGGAGACAUCCACAAGGAAGCAUCCCAAAGAAUCAUCAACCGGAGAGCCCACCUGGGAACCAUCCUCUGUCCCAGCAGAAGAUACAUCCUCAGACCCCCAGGUGUCCACAAGGGAACAACCUAAAGGUUCAUCCACUGGAGAGCCAACCCAGGAGCCGUCCUCUGUCCCAUCAACGGAGAUGUCCUCAGGCCCAGAGACUUCCACAAGGCAACCAUCCAGAGAAUCAUCCAAUGGAGAAUCCACACAGGAGCCCUCUUCUGUACCAGCAGGGGACACGUCCUCAGAGCUGAAGACUUCCCCAAGGGAACAGCAGAGAGGAUCACCAACUGGAGAGCCCACCCAGGAACCAUCUUCUGUCCCAGUGAGGGAGACAUCCUCAGAUCUACACACGGAUACAUCGCAGGAACUCCGGGGAGCAACAACUGGUGAACCUGGUCUGGGUUUGACCACCACCCCUGCAGGGUCUGAAAGCUCAGACAUGGAGUCUUCCAAUAGGGAUCAUCCUAAAGGAUCAUCGACUGGAGAGCCCACCCAGGAACCAUCCUCUGUCCCAGCCGGAGGUAUAUCCUCAGACCCCCAGACAUCCACAAGGGAACAAACCAAAGGAUCAUCCAUUGGAGAGCCUACCCACAAACCAUCCUCUGUUCCAGCAGGGGAGACAUCCUCAGACCCCCAGACAGCCCAAAGGGAACAACCUAAAGGGUCAUCCACUGGAGAGCCAACCCCGGAACCGUCCUCUGUCCCAGCAGGGGAGACAUCCUCAGGCCCAGAGACUCCCACAAGGGAACCAUCCAGAGAAUCAUCCAAUGGAGCAUCCACACAGGAGCCGUCUUCUGUCCCAGCAGGAGACACGUCCUCAGAGCUGAAGACUUCCCCAAGAGAACAGCCGAGAGGAUCAUCAACUGGAGAGCCCACCCAGGAACCGUCCUCUGUCCCAGUGAGGGAGCUAUCCUCAGACACAAAGACUUCCACCAUGGAGCAUCCCAAAGGAUCAUCAACCAGAGAGCCCACCCAGGAACCAUCUUCAGUCCCAGCGGGAGAUACAUCCUCAGACCCCCAGACAUCCACAAGGGAACAAACCAAAGGAUCAUCCACUGGAGAGCCAACCCAGGAACUGUCCUCUGUCCCAGCAGGGGAGACAUCCUCAGGCCCAAAGACUUCCACAAGGGAACCAUCCAGAGAAUCAUCCAGUGGAAUAUCCACACAGGAGCUGUAUUCUGUUGCAGCAGGAGUCAUGUCUUCAGAGCUGAAGACUUCCGGAAGGGAACAGCAGAGUGGAUCACCAACUGGAGAGCCCACCCAGGAACCGUCCUCUGUCCCAGUGAGGGAGACGUCCUCAGAUCCACAGACUACCAAAGGUGAAGUUUACAGAGAGUCAUCAACCAGAGAGACGACUCAGCAAACGUCCUCUGCCCCAGAAGUAGAGACAUGCUCAGUCCAGGGUCUCCCGACAGUGGAGGAAUGUGAGAAGAUGAUCCGCGAGGCCCAGGUGUUGUACAUUGGGCAGAACAACCCGGGAAACUCCGAGGAGAUGAAGAAGCAUCUACGUAAGGUGCUGAUGGAGCAGUCCCCCUGCAAGUAUGUCCUGUCCAAGGCCAACGGUCAACAGAAGAGAAAACGCAAGAAGAGGAAAAGGAACUGAUACGGAAGAUCCUGGAUUGUGAUCAUUCAACGUAUCAUAGGAUGAUGGACUGGGAGGGGGGUGAGGGUGUGGUGGCAGUGGGGUGUUGUGUGGGGAGUGUGUGAUGGUGGUGGGGAAACCAGGCUAAAACUGUGUAAUCAUCCAUCUCAUCAUUCUGUAUUUUCUACAUUUUAUUGCAAAACAGGUUACCUUUUCAGUCUGUCGGUUACAACUUUGAUUAUUUCUCAAUGAUUGUGGGUAAUGAUUUAAUCAAAGUAAUGAAAGACACAUUCGUGUUCUUGCAAUGUGCCUCUGAUUUUCUGUGUUUCUGAUACAUCUGAUAGUACACAGUAGUGUUGAUGGAGGAGGUAUUUCUGUUUGACUUCAGCUGUGAUGUUAUGCUCAUUUAUCUAUUUCAUUAGAAGUAAUGCAAUAAAAACACAAAAUAAAUCCA
Molecule: messenger RNA, 6706 nt
Organism: Pristis pectinata (smalltooth sawfish)
Lineage: Eukaryota; Metazoa; Chordata; Chondrichthyes; Rhinopristiformes; Pristidae
Product: mucin-5AC-like
Exons: 57
Coding region: 1-6273 (2090 amino acids)
Molecular function (GO): nucleic acid binding
Source: RefSeq, a predicted model, not a curated record